Molecule: messenger RNA, 1080 nt
Organism: Verruconis gallopava
Lineage: Eukaryota; Fungi; Ascomycota; Dothideomycetes; Venturiales; Sympoventuriaceae
Exons: 1
Coding region: 1-1080 (359 amino acids)
Source: RefSeq, a predicted model, not a curated record
AUGAACUUCUACUCUUUGGUGGCGCCUCCCGUUGGCGGUAGUAAGCGGUCAAAGAAAGAUGUUGCGAAAGCGAUCCUUCAAAUCCCAAAAGACGACCACAGCAACAAUCUCAUGUUCGUUGCGGAGUCACUUGCCCGGCACGAGGUACUUGACAAACGAGCUGUUGUGCGAGCACUGGCCCGGCAUCUGGAGGCACAAAAUCAGCUGCAGGACGUUCGCCUGCUGUCGAUGCAGAUAGCAGACGUCUUCGUCGUCGAAGGAGGCUUCCACGGUCUCUUUCGCAGACUGUACGUCAGCCCCAUGUACACGAACCCUUUUGCGAGGCGGUCGCGAACGGGGUUCAGUCGCGUCGCCUAUGGAUGCACCGAAAUUAUUGUUAGUCUUAGGGAAAACUGCGGUAAUUACAGAUACGCACCCGGCUCUAUCUUCCAAACCCGUGCUGAGGGCAUGACCAGCGCUGUGACAGAGAUCAACGACUGGUCGUUUGUCUUCAGGCACUGUCCAAACUUGAAAACGUUGUCGGUGAUAACGGGCGGCUGUACGACGGGAGUGCUGUGGAACAGGACAAGCUCGGCACUGAGAACGCUAAGGACGGGGCUGGAGGAUGCAGACCUGCCUAACAUGACGACGCUGCGGAUGGCCCCGGUUGAUAUGGUGUACGUCGGGCAAUUUGGAUGCCACGGCCCUGCAUUUGGGAGGUCAAGUGCGUUUGCAGCCACGUUGUGGACGCAAAUCAAGCAUCUUGAACUCCAGAUACUUCCUCUUGCCGAUCUAGAGGAGAACCAACGGAUCCAGACAUUCGAAAAGUUCAGAGAGUGGUUGCGAGGCCUUGCGUUACAUCUCAGGUCACUUAGGAUAUGCUAUCUUGGCGUGCAUGAGGGCCAUAACCCGUUUCAACGGCUCAGUGGCCUGAAUAGAAAGCGUUUGGGGGAAGACAACGUUUAUAUGCCUGAGCUGAGAGAAUUGUGGCUUGGAAGGGUUGAGGGUUUGAAUGACAGUUACGAUGUUCUGAAGACGCUUGCUCCACGGCUCGUGAGGUAUGCAUCCUCGUGUCAUGUUUACCAGGUAUUCUGGAUCUAA